Molecule: messenger RNA, 1537 nt
Organism: Amphibalanus amphitrite
Lineage: Eukaryota; Metazoa; Arthropoda; Thecostraca; Balanomorpha; Balanidae
Product: microfibril-associated glycoprotein 4-like
Exons: 2
Coding region: 439-1284 (281 amino acids)
Source: RefSeq, a predicted model, not a curated record
AUCGAAAGUGUUGCAAUUUGAUGUCUUAUCAACAGUGGAGCGACACAUCUGGUCAGCUGGUGGCGAGCUUGGCACACUUGUGGAGAUCCCGUCAGUCCUUCGAAUGAUGCAUGGUGACGGGGCAUGCACCAUGGGGAGAGGAGCGUGUGGUAAGGCGACGUAUCUUCCGUGUCUGCAGAAAUUUGUUCUGAAUCGCGUGAUCGAGACUUCGGGAGCUGUCAUCGCGAGAUUGCGUAAAGCACGUCAACAGGUGCCACGAGGGGGUACUUAUACCCCUGGGCCGGUGGCUCAUGCCGACUUCGUCAAACAGCACGUACGUGCAACACCUAAAUCCAAUCAUAUUUCAGAAGCUACGUUGAUCUAUUGAUUGAUAAGUAAUUGAUGUAUCCAGUGCUGUUUGACUGAGUUGCAAGUUUCAAGGCGAGUGAGGCUGUGAACAUGAUGUACAAUGGAUUUCUGAUCAUGUUUUGGAUGUCAUACUCUGCCCUUCUGUUGUCCUGCCUUCAAAUAGCAUCAGGAGUGAGGCUGGAUGAUCAUUUACUGGUCGGCCCGCCUGCAAACCGGGCGCGUCGCCUCGACCUAAGGCCCGCUCGCCAGCUGGACGGAACUGACCGAAACCGGAUGCCCAUAUGGGACUGCAGUGACCUACCCUACGGCACCGCAAGCGGCGUCUACUCCAUCCUGGAGGGCGCCGGCGGCCCUCCCGUGUGGGCCUACUGCGACUUUAGCGAUCCCGCCGGCUGGACGGUGCUUCAGCGGCGACAGGACAACCCCACGCAGCUCAGCUUCGCGCGCCAGUACGACGACUACCGCUACGGCUUCGGCCAGCUGAACUCGGAGUUCUGGUGGGGCCUGGAGUACAUGUGGCUCAUCACCUCUCGGCACGACCGCGUCUACGAGCUGAAGAUCGAGCUCGGCGACUGGGUCGGCGCCACGCGAUACGCUCUGUACGGCCAGUUCAGCGUCUCUUCACACGAGGGCCGGUUCCGGCUGUAUGCCGCCAACUACUCUGGUGAUGCCGGCGAUUCGCUCAGCUACCACAGCGGUAUGCAGUUCAGCACAGAUGACGAGGACAACGACCUUUGGUCUGCAAACUGCGGUGAGGUCUAUGCAGCCGGCUGGUGGUUCAACAACUGCCAUGAGAGCAACUUGAACGGCAUCUACUACGGCAACAAUAAUCCGACUAGCGGCAAAGAUGGGGUCGUCUGGUACGCCUGGCACGGGUUCUACUACUCGCUGAAGGACGCUGUAAUGAAGAUACGUCCCAGGGUGAAACUGACGUAGGAAAUGAGUGGGAUUGGUCCGGCAAACAUUUACAUAUUGAUGCACAUUGCACACCGCACGGGAUAUAUGAGGUUCUAUGCAUUGGAGGAAGAUCAAUAUGCGGAACUUUCUGGUCCCGUCCACAUCCAACGGCCGGAGACCGGCGCAUCUAUGAAUGUUGGGAAUAUGUAGUUUUGGCUUAGGCAAAUGUGCUGUUGUUUCCAAUGUCCUACUCUUAUUGUCGCUUCGGUCCAAUAAAUAUUUUGUGUGCUUG